AUCAGUACCACCUCUACCUUGGUUGUUGCCACCAUUCGCGGUUUACUGAUUAGGUGUUGAUAAAGUAGACGCCUACCCCGCUUGCCAGCUAAUGGCGAUCGUGAUGCUAAAAGAUUCAACACCGUCUUUUGCAGCAUUCAGACUUUUCCCUCAUUGAACAUACAUAGAUAGGAUUCAGUCAUGGGUCGCUUCCGAUUGCGGUUUUACCGGUUGCGGAAAUGUUUCGUCCGCGCCAACAGCCUUUCUCCGGCUGGCAAGAAGAACAAGGAGUUAGCGCGGCUGAUAAAGCACCAGCAGGCGCAGUUCCACUCGGCGCUGCUCAUGCGCGGCAUGGUGGACGAGGGGCUGCUGCCGCGCCACCAGUACGCCGCCUUCACGCGCGACCUGCUGGGCCACGUGCUCGCCAGCACCGCGCACGACCGAUGGCCGCCGCUCACACGAAGCAACCUCGUCUUCGUUCAGGACCUGUUCGAGUCGCACUGCAUCUCGGCGGACGACUACCACGCGGCCAAGCUGGCGCUGAUCCACCACCUGGCGGCGCAGGGCGCCGACAUUGACGACACGGAUUUCUACCUGGGCUCCGCCGGCCCCAACGCGCCCUCCGUCCUCCGCCACAGCCGCCUCUCCCUUCACGCCUCUCCGCCGUCCGGGCCUCCUCCUUCCGCUCUCCGCGAUUCUCUCCGCCGCAGCGCCGGCUCUAAGGGCGGGCUCGCACGCAGGAGCCGAAGCAAAGGUCCUUUCCGGAAGCCCCGCAGGCAGAGCAGCGGCUGGACCGCCGGCAGCGGGAGCGGCAAGGGCAGCUGGGAGGACGCUGGCAGCAGCCAAGGGUCAGGGAGCCGCGGGACGCGAGAGAACCCCAAACCCGCUCUGCAGCAGCAGUUCGACGAGGCGGCGAGAGAGGGGCUGGGGGACGCGGAAGGGGCGCAUGGCGGCGAGCGGGAGCGGGAGGAUGAAUGGCAGGGGGCGGAAACGGAAGCGGAUAGGCAGCGGGAGUACGCAGGGAAUGGGCGGCAUGGAAGCGAGAGCCCGACGCCAGUCGCUGAGCGGGCCGAUCACGGGGUUCCCGCUAGACAUGCCCCUCCGCUCACCGGACCUCCAAGGCGGCCGCCGCCACAGCAGCAGCAGCAACACCCGGAGCAGCGCCAGGAGGGGCAAGGGGAGCAGCAGGGGGCAGAGCAGGGAGAGCGUCAGCGGGAGGGCGAGCAGGGGCAGGCGGGUGACGCGGAGCAGGAGUACGUGGCGGUAGCGACAGACGCCGACCUCACACCAGGCGCCACUAACUUCGCCCGACCGCGCGCCGAUUCCCCCCGCGCCCCUGCUCCCACUGUUCCGCCUCCUCCGCCCCCACCCACCGCCUCUGCUGCGGCAGCGGAUGGAGCAGGCGUAGUUGAAGUGAGAGAGUCAAGGCGCGGUGGAGGGGAAGGAGUGACUGGCGGGGCCCCGCGCAAGGUGUAUGGCGCUCCCCAGAGCUUGGCGGACGACGCGUGGGGACUGGGCUCUGGUGGCUUUGGCGACUCAUGGGGAGCGGCGCGCGACCGCGAGAUUGGAAGAGCGGCACAGGGUGGCGACGCGGGUGUGGCCGCGCACGCAGUAGGAAGAGACAAGCGGGAAAAGCAUGCGGGAUCAAGAGCCGCGCCCACGCCUGCGGACCCACGUGUCCACCCGCAGGCGGAGGCCGGAAGAAAGCGCGCAACAGCUGCAGUGGUGCACAAGUUCCGCCGACCCAUGGCGACGGGCGCGGUCGCUCCGCCCGCCGCGGAGCAGACGCCGCUGCAGGCCAUGCUGGCAGCCGGGUGGCGCAUGUGGUCGGGUCGUGCGGAGAAAGGCGCAGUGCAAGGGGGGAAAGGCGCAGUGCAAGGGGGGAACGGCGCAGUGCAAGGGGGGAACGGCGCGGUGCUAGGGGGGAAAGGCGCAGUGCAAGAGGGGAAAGGAGCGGUGCAAGGGGGGAACGGCGCGGGCGCGGAAGAAAUGGCGUGGGUGGAGGAGGUGGUGGUAGUGGAGGAGGUGGUGGCGGAGGAGGAAGUCGGCGGGGCGGACAGAGGCGCGAUGGCGUGGGGCGCAAGGCAAGGAGAGCGCACGGGGGAGACUGUGCAGGGCGGCGAAGGGGGCGGAAGCAGAGGUGGAGGGGCGGGGACGAGGGGGGUGGGAGCGACGAAGGAGUGCGGCAGCACGGGGAGCGAGGCGACUGCCCAAAGCGUGCAAGGCGCGCGGGCUCACCACAGAGAUCCCGCCGCGCGCGCGCAUGUGGACGGGGGGGUGGUGGAGCGGGGAGACUUUCGAGCGGAAGUGCGCGGAGAGAGGCGGGAGCAUGCAGAGCAGUGGGACACGGAGGACAGGGGGGAGGAGAACGGCGAACAGGAGAGGCGGGUCGGCGGGCACUUCUCGAGCGGUGCGGAGGCGGGUGAAGGGGCGCGGAGGGAGCCGGCGGGAGGGUGGGAAGGAAGCGACGACGACAGGCGGAGUGAGGGGCGCGGCGACAGUAGUAGCAGUAGUAGCAGGAGCGGCAGCAGCACUGCCGCGCGGUCGAGCAGUGUUGCGCUGUCGUCCGCCUUGGCUGAUGACGACUAUAACCGUCACGGGGUGAGCAGUCACGAGGCGGGCGCACGCCACACGCACCAAUUACCCACACGCGACGCGCUCGACGCGCCCGACACAGUCAACACGGUGAACACGGUCAACACAGUCAACACAGUGAACACGGUGCGGACAGCCAGAACGCCCACCCCGUGGAUUGCGAGCGCGCUGUCCGAGGGCGAGAACCCCGUGUCGGAAGGCGGCUCCGCGCGCGUCGACCUCUUCGCCGCGGGCCGCUUCCACCGCCAGGCAGCGCGCGGAGUGGUGCAGGCUCUCAGGCGCUGGGACGCGGAGCCGAGAGGGGGCGGGGGGGACGCGGAGGCAGCAGGGGAGAUGAUGGAGGAAAGCGCAACGGAGAACGACGACGACGCCGGGGCGAGGGGUGAUGGGGGAAAGGCGCCAGCGGGUGACGGUGCGCCCGCACCCGCCCCCAUGGCAGCGCCGCGAGCCUUCAGCUUCAGGCGGCCAGGCGGCAUCCCCCUGCCCGCCGACCUCGAUAGCGCUUCCCCGGGGAAACGCCCCGCGCCCCCGCCGUACCCGUGGGGUCAGAAGCGCGCGGACGAGGGAGGCGUGGCUGGCGGGCCGAGCGGGCGGCUGUCGCGCGUGGAGGAGAGGAGGUCCGGCGGGGAGGGCAGCGACUGGUGCGCGGCGGGAGGAGAACCGGCACGCGAGCGUAAGCCUCCCGCCGGGACAAUCGCGCAGGAGCCGGAACCAGCGACGGCCAUGGCGGAGGGCACGCGGACGGGCUUUCGCAAGGGAGGCAACCGGCGCGUGGGGGAGCCGCGCACUGGGGGAACCAUUUUCCGCGGCAUCAUGCGGAAGAUCUCCGCGCGUGACCUGGGCGCAGCGGCGGCGGCAGCCGUGGCGAAGGUGGACCUCACUCCGCUCGCGACCGCCGCGCGCCUGCCCAGCUUUGCGCGCACCAUGACUCGCGGGAAGGGCAGACGCAGCCGCGCAGCGGCGGCUGGGGGCCUGCUGAUGCCGCCGCGCAAGCUGCAGAUCGAGGGGCUCAAAGCAUCGCGCGAAGGCGGGGGAAGGCGGUCGCGCGACCCCAGCAGGCGCAGUCGCGCGGGCAUGCGACGGUCUGCGCGGUCGAGCAGCAUGGCGAUGGCGAUAGGCAACGACGACGACGACGACGACGUGUCGUUCUGGCGCGGCGGGGAGCGACGAUCGCGCGUGCUGCAGGUGCGAGGCGACGAAGAAAAUGGCGAGGACGAGGAGAAUGAGGAGGAGGAAGAGGAGGAGGACGAGGAGGAGGACGAGGAGGAGGAAGGGGAGGAGGAGCGGGGCGAGGCGACGCCAGGAGCAGCGUGGUCGGUGAACGUGCCCGCGGGCAAGGUGCGCGGCAGGGCAAGUGGGCGGAAGGCGCGGGAAGAGGUCACUCCGCGGGCGCUGCGCGGAUGGGGGAAGCGGGGAGGUGAUGCGAGCGGCGCAGCAGCAGGGGCAAUGUUACUGGCGAGUGUGGUGCUAGUGACCAACAUCCGAGCAUCACUGGCUGCCAUGCGCGCUCACCUCUGCGCCGCGCACCCGAAGCUGCACCCCUCACAGAUACUCUCCGACGAUGAGAUGACGGCCGUGGCCCUGCGCAUGCCCGCCGACAGGGCGGAGCUCCUCAAGUUCUUCCCACAGCGGUGGGUAGAACUGUUCGGCGUGGUGGUGCUGGACGUGGUGCAGAAGGAGGUCAGCCGCCACGUCGCGCCGCUCAAGGACCCCCCGCCACCACUCGCUGCCACGAACGCUCCCGCUGCUUCAGGCCCGCACGCCCAGCCCCAUGCCGCGCCUCCUGUGCCACCCCAUGCGCACGUGCAUGCAGCACAGGCAGCGGCCAUGGUGGGAGAAACAAGAGCAGCAGGUGCUGGUGCUGCCGGGGUGCAGGUGCAUGGCCAUGUGGAGCCAUCCAAACAGUACCGCCCACCAUCCCCCAACCAUGCUGCUGCUACUGCUGCUGCCACCAACAGCGCCAGCGGUGGCAGCAGGACGACCUCUCAGCCUCUUCAGUGUGCUGCUCCUCACGCUGCACCGCACAAGUUGCCCUGUGCACCAACACCCGCACCCACACUAGCAGCAGCAGCUGUAGCUGCAGCACCAACAAGAGCAGCACCCAAGGUAGCCACGCCAGCAGCAGCAGCAGAGGCGGCAGCAGCACGGCCAGGGUCAGACGGCCUGAAGACCGCUCAGCGCCCCCAGCACUACCGCCGGCCCUCCGCUGUGCUUUCUGACCACCCCUCGUCGGGCGCAGCCCCCCCUGCUGCCACAGCGGCAGGGAUUGGCCAGGAGAACUGGGAGGAGGCCAGUGGUGGCGCAGCAGCAGAGCAAGGGGAGACAGGUAGCAUGGGAGGGAGCAGAGCGAAUGGCAGCAGUGCUAGUGGGCAUGGGGCGCCGCAACCCCUGGGGGAGCGGUGUGUGAACGUGGUGCAGGGAAGGGGGCGAGGGAGCUAUGGCAGCCUGGACGGGAGCAUCGGGGAGAGCAGGGACGGAAGCUGGGACAGCAGCAAGUGGAAGGUGGGCGGCCAAGGGGCGGUGCAGCGAGAGGCAGUGAGAUUCCACGUGAGAGAGAGUGUGGCGGCGCCUGUGCUGGAUAGUUGUGACAAUCCGCUGCUCAACUCCAUCGCCCCUGCUGCUGCUGCCACUGCAGGCGGCAAGGAGAACGUGAAUGUGAAUGCAGUGGGGAAGGGAGGGGGUGCCGGUACAGGCGCAGCAGGAGGUGCAGGGGCGACAGUGAGGGUGGUAGCAGGCAGAGGGCCCAUGAUGGGCGACAGGCAUCCACCCACCUUCACAGGCAGAAAGCCCCGAGCCCCCGCCACUGCUGCUGCUGCUGCUGCUGCUGCUGCUGCGCCGUCCAGUGUGCUGCCCGCCCCACCCGCUGGCACUGCCAGGAAGCCCGGCACACCUGCCCUGCGUGCCACACCGCCUGCUGCUCCCAGCGCUGCUGCAGUGGGCAGGCCGGCAGGCAAUGGUGCCAAGGGCAGCGCAUCAGGCGAGGGGGCAGGGGGGGCGGGUGAGAUGGGGAGGGGCAGGGCGCAAAUGGCGUCACAGCGACACGUGGAAGCAGCAACAGCGAGAGGAGGGGCAGCAGCAGGCGCAGCAGACAGGGAACCAGCAGGUGAUGGUGGUGCUGCGGGUGUGCGGGCGCCAGGGCAUGCAUGUGGUGCAGGCCAUAGAAGGAGUGCAGAGAGGAGUGGGCAGGGCCACACCCACGGUGGAGCAGCAGGCACGGCAAACAGGGUGCACGAGCAGGACAGGGGGGCAGCAGGCAGGGCGUUGAGUGGCAGUGGUGGCAGCUUCAGGCAGCGGGCGGCGGCGGCUGCUGUUGCUGCCAUUGCUGCUGCUAGCCCCCCUGCCCAUGCAGGGGUGAGUGGCAGCAGAGGUGAGGCAGAGGGGCGGGAACAGGCAAAGGCGAAGGACGUUGUGAGGGAGGAGGGGGGAAGCGGCGAGGGUGGUAGUGGUGUGGUGGGUAGUGACAGCGGGGCAAGGGUGACAGUUGGUGUGGUGUUGGAAAGAGGAGCAGGAGGGGGUGAGCAGGGAGGGGCAGCAGAGGAAGGAGCGAAGGAGGGAGGAGCAGUGGAGUGCGUGGCAGGCGAGGCAGUGAGGCCAGCACUGCAGCGCAAGCCACGGCCCGCCACGUGGAGCAAGGGCACGACAGCCGCUGCUGGUGCGCGGCGCACCCCGCGGCCGUUCAACCUGGGCACUGCGGGGCGGGCGGGCACUAUGGCGCAGGCGCACGCCCAGAUGCUGCUGGCGCAUGGCAGCGUGUCGCGUGGCAGCGGGUCCAGGCCAGGGGCCAGAGGCACGCCUGGGAGUGGGGGAGCAGGCGGAAGCAGGGGAGGGGCGCAGCAGCAGGGGGGGCAGCGUGAGGCGGGGCAGGAGAAGAAGCAGGAGGUGGGGCCAGCAGCGGGGGCAGAAGAGGUGGGGAGGGUGGAGGGGCCAGUUGGUGGUGGACCAGGCGCCAUGGCAACGCCCGCAUCAGUGCUGCGGCCCAAGGCCUUGACGUUUGGCACAGGGGGGCCAGCAGGGGCGGGCAUGUACGGUGGGUCCAUGGGGCGCAGGGCAGGGCUGAAAGCCAUGAGCGGGUUCAGAGCGCCGCUCAGGACGCCCGCUGCUGCUGUUGCUGGCAGCCAUGGCAGCGGCAGUGGGACAAGGGGCAGAGGGUAGUGAGGGAAUUACGCUUAAAACUUUAGAUAGGGUUAGGGGGGCAACUGUGAUGCUGCCUGGAUGAAUACCGCAUUCAUCAGAGUCAGGGGUUCACGAUAAAUGCACAUCAGCCUGCACAUUCCGAGGUGCUAUGGGCUACACACUUCUGUCGGGCUACUGACUUGCGUUGUGCAGUGCGCAGAUCACUUCAUUCA
This is a messenger RNA of Closterium sp. NIES-67, 6920 nucleotides long. The record is from the annotation of a GenBank genome assembly. NCBI's taxonomy places the organism in Eukaryota, Viridiplantae, Streptophyta, Zygnematophyceae, Desmidiales, Closteriaceae.